AUGUCAUUCGUCCGUCGUUCAGUUUUAAGGCCAUUGCUCGCUGCUCAGUCCACCUGUAGGGCCCCUGUGGCCCGGCGAACAGCUCAGCUGGUGAGUCGCCGGUUCUAUGCCAGCGGCCAUGGAAAUGAGCAUGGUGAGCAUCGAUCGAGUGACCUGCCAUGGCUCAUUGGAUCGGUUGGAUUCACCGUCCCAAUGAUCUGGUACCUGAUGCCCUCAACAUCGGAGAAGAAGGGCCACGGUGACGGUCAUGGGGAUGCCCACGGUGCGGAGCACGCCGAUGAGAACGCGGAAGAGCAAAAGUCGGAUAAUGCCGAAGACGCCGAUCAGCAGGAGACAACAUCCGAGAAGAGCAAGCCCGCUGAGAAGACGGAGGAGCCCAAGGAGAAGGAGGAAUCGAAGGACAAGGCAGAAUCCAAGGACAAGGCAGAAUCCAAGGACAAGGCAGAGUCCAAGGACAAGGCAGAGUCCAAGGACAAGGACGAGUCCAAGAGCAAGCAGGAUGACAGCGAAAAUGACAAGGAGGACAAUGAUCAGGACCAGAAGGAGGAAAAGUCCGACAAGUCCGAGGGUGACGAGUCUGGCAAGAAAGAUGCUGACAAGGAGUCAUCCAACGACAAGCAAGCUAAGCCCGAGAAGAAGGAACAGACUGAUCAGAAGAGUGACGAUGCUGGUAACGACAAGUCCGAUUCCAACUGA
Penicillium diatomitis is the source of this 696-nucleotide messenger RNA. RefSeq lists its product as uncharacterized. The record is from RefSeq and is a predicted model, not a curated record. Bases 1 to 696 code for a protein of 231 amino acids. The transcript is spliced from 3 exons. Lineage: Eukaryota; Fungi; Ascomycota; Eurotiomycetes; Eurotiales; Aspergillaceae.